CGUGUGUUUCCACUACUACACACCAUAGCGCACAACGCUUCACCAACAAUACAACAGAAAACAAGCCUCCGCAGACAGACCCACUAGAGACAGACUGCAUAUCUAUUGACUAGCAUAUCUAUUUAACGUACCGUUUUUGACAGAAAAAAGGAUGCAGCUUGCGGAUAUAGGACGCCUUAUGCUCAUCGUUAGCUAGCUUAGCAUUCUGUUAAAAAUAAAGGGGUUUCCAGCGGUGGCUAACGGCUAUCACCUCCAAUACGAGAUUCAUCAAAGAUGUGUAAAUAAAGUAACGCUCCUGCACCUCGUGUGACCAAAGGUAACGUACUUUUGGACUGGUGGGUCGACAGUCCACUCGACAGUCAUGAUGAUGAAGAAAAAGAAGUUUAAGUUCAGGGUGGAUUUUGAGCUGGACGAGCUGUCAUCGGUACCGUUCGUGAACGGAGUUCUGUUCUGCAAAGUCCGUCUGCUCGACGGCGGCUUCUCGGAGGAGUCUUCGCGGGAGACGGUUCAGGCAAACUGUGUACGCUGGAGAAAACGAUUCUCCUUCCCCUGUAAAAUGAGCGCUAAUGCUGGCACCGGAGUCCUUGAUCCCUGUGUGUGUCGGGUUUCAGUUAGAAAGGAACUGAAAGGUGGAAAGACUUAUGCAAAGCUGGGUUUCGCUGAUCUCAACCUGGCUGAGUUUGCUGGCUCAGGCAGCACGACACGCAGGUGUCUGCUGGAGGGUUAUGACACAAAGAACACCAGACAAGACAACUCCAUUCUAAAGGUGAUCAUAAGCACACAGUUAAUGUCUGGAGACCCUUGCUUCAAAACGCCUCCGUCCACGGCCACUGUGAUAGGCGUUCAGAGUGAUGCCGAGAGCCUGCUGGAGGACAGGAGAGGAGGAGAGAUACAGAAGCCAUUUCUGAGCCUCUCAGAGACAUCAGGGAAGUGUGGCUCUCUGCCUGAUGAACUGGGGCUGUGCGGACACUCGAGAACGUCCAGUUACGCUAGUCAGCAGUCCAAAGUAUCUGGCUACAGUACGGGUCACUCGCGGUCCUCCAGUCUUUCAGAGUUCUCCCACAGGAGAAACACUUCGGUGGGCAGUGCUUCCACUGGCAUUGCCAGCAUCCCCGAGCCCAGUGAGGAGAGUGACCAAACUACAGCGCCCCCUAUAGCUCCGGGGGGCUGCGCUGCAGUGCCUGAACACCCAUCAACCCCUGACAGAGCUGCCAGCAGGUAUCCGGUAAAACAGGACUCGAUGGAGUCUCAGAUGAAGAGGAUGGAUGCCACACGGGUGGAUGCUGAUGAUGUGGUGGAGAAGAUCCUGCAGAGUCAGGAUUUCACACACAGUCUGCUGGACUCUAGUGCUGAAGAGGAAGGUCUGCGUUUGUUUGUGGGUCCGGGUGGAAGCACAGCACUUGGUAGUCAUCACCUUCCCGUCAGGGUUGGAGCAGGUGCCUACGAACAGGUGGUGAUUAAACGCUAGGGUUAAAAGAUUCCAGAAGGAGAUGUGUUUAAAACCAAAGUCUGUGUCGUGGGAGGAGAGAGAGGGAUGAAAAGCUGAAUAAACAGUCAUUUUCCUCUCAAAUUAGGAAUGUGUGUCACGAUCCCGUUUUGACGAAACAGUGCCCUCCACUGGUACUUAUAGAACUGACAGAUCCUAUGUACGAGGUCGCCUUUACUGGUGUCUGUGUUUCACUGUGAGGUAAAGUUUGUCUUCUAUACAUCUGCAUUGCAAACAGUUAGUGCAGAUCAGCUAAAUCAGAUCUUGUGCUCUCUCUGUGCUUUUUUCCCUUAAAAUAUAAUCAUUUCCACAAAAUAUUUCAAAUCACUGUUUUUAUUGGUAAGAUGUUUAUUGGAAGUAUUUUGCUCUUAUUUACAUGUUUCUGAGCCAUUGUUUGUGUGAUAUUGUGUACAUCCUUACACAACUGUGUGAUUUAUCUGAGUCCGUAUUCUGUUAUGAGCCCUCAUCUCAGUAUUUUUUCAUCUUAUUACUGUACAAAUGGGAAUCAAAGCGCCGUGGUUCAUAUGACCGAGGGAGCUGUUUUCAGACUUAUUUAAACAGAACUUUGACUCUUUCAUGAUUGUCUAGUUGGCCUUUACACAUUAAAUGUGUAUUGCUUUUACUCUUUAUUUGUUGCCAAAAUUGGAAUUUAAGCUUGAAGGAAAAUUUCGAAGUCGAUUUUCAAACUAGUCAAUUGAAAUGCACAUUCAGUAGGACUUUUACAGCUGUGUUGUUUGUAAAUAUGUGGCUACCUUUUGCAGUUCUGGUUGUUAACUUCUUCAAACCUAAUAUAUGGAUACAAUGCAAGUAUCUCAUAGGAUUCUGGUAGCAGUGUAUAUGACAUCAUGUAUACAGUAUCUUUGACGCAGGAACAAAGUCAGCCGAGCUGUUCUGAUACGAUUUUGGCCAUGCUUAAUAUUGAAAUGUUACGCUUAAUGGAUGACAUCAAGCUAUGUGUAGCACUUAUAUUCCUCUCUGUGAAAAAUAACACUACAAGAACCCAUUUCUACCAAUGCUUUUGUAGUACUUGAUGUAUCACUAAAACAAAGGUAUUUCAUGGUAUUUUAAGAAUCACAUCUCUAAAACUAGCUCUGAGGCAUAUCAAAGGAUGUCAAAUACCUGUCUGUAUAUCUUCUCAGAAGCCAUUCUCUGUUGUUUCAGUUCACUUCUGUGGUUUGUGUGUGUGGAUUAGCUGUCAAGUGAGUGUGUGUACAAUAUCUGUGGCACUUGAAUGUAUCUCAACUGUCUAGAAAUAUCACAAUUCUAGUGUAGAAAUGCAUGGGUGUCACACAAACUCAUUGUGUCCAAGCAUCCAGCCUUUAAUGUGCGAUAGCAAAGUCCACACAUUCAAAACAUCAGAUCCAGGUCCGUCAAGUUCCGAGUGAAUUAACACAGACGGGGUUCAAUAGUAAACUGGGUCACACGUCUCAGGUUUAUUAUUCUAUCUUUGCAAUUUCUGCACAAAUUAAAAGCACCUCGAAUGUGUGCUAAUAUCUAGAUGUUUAGAGGCUACAAGUAAAAGUUCGGCUUCAUUGCAUCAUCACUCAGUAAGAUGAGUGACUUGCUUAGUUCUUUUGAACUUGAUUUUUACAUUUUUAAUUGAUCUACUGCCAAAACAAAAGUCUAUUUUUAUGAAUUUGAACUUAAGUGAUAUUGUUAGACACCAUUUAAGUCUCCCAUUGUUCACGUUUAUUCUGAUGCAGCCAGUAAGUUGUUCCUGGUGCUUUACAUGUUGUAUAAACACAGUGGCUUUAUCUCUUCUGUGAAGUUUUUGGUCCCUGUAACUGUACCGUGUCUGAUGUUUAAAGGGGACAUUGCUUAUGACUGUCUUGCAAUGUUGUGUUCAACUUUUGACCAAUAGUGGCUUCCAUGCCAUGUGUUCUGUUCUGAUGGUGGUAAGGUAUGUCCCAUGCACUGUUUAAUAAAACCAGUACAAUAAAAAAAAUGUGUCACUUGA
Messenger RNA from Triplophysa dalaica, 3443 nucleotides. It is a transcript of the gene eeig2b, whose product is annotated as family with sequence similarity 102 member Bb. The record is from RefSeq and is a predicted model, not a curated record. The coding region runs from base 362 to 1468 and encodes 368 amino acids. Lineage: Eukaryota; Metazoa; Chordata; Actinopteri; Cypriniformes; Nemacheilidae. The transcript is spliced from 11 exons.